This is a messenger RNA of Ziziphus jujuba (common jujube), 1185 nucleotides long. Its product is annotated as casein kinase 1-like protein HD16. The transcript has 4 exons. The record is from RefSeq and is a predicted model, not a curated record. The coding region runs from base 12 to 440 and encodes 142 amino acids. NCBI's taxonomy places the organism in Eukaryota, Viridiplantae, Streptophyta, Magnoliopsida, Rosales, Rhamnaceae.
GAACCAGAGCUAUGAAUCAAGGUAAGAAUGCCAAGCCAAUUGGUAGAGGUAGAGGAAGAGGGACCAGAGCUAUGAAUCAAGGUAAGAAUGCCAAGCCAAUUGGUGCUGGAGUUGGUGGACAGGGACACACAGGAUUGGACUUGCCAAUCGGAAAGUUGGUUGCUGUUCGUGAUGAAUUGGUUGCUCAGAAAAGUGCAGAAAAGUUGGCUGCUGCUGAGGAUGAGGGAAGCACAAGUCCACUUCCUGAAAGGAUACAGAUUGGCAACUCCCCAGUGUAUAAGUUGGAGCGGAAGCUGGGAAAAGGAGGUUUUGGACAAGUAUAUGUUGGAAGAAGGCUGACUGGAGGCAGCGGUUGCUCUGGGCCUGAUGCCUUUGAGGGGAACUGUUCGCUAUGCAAGUGUCCAUGCUCAUUUAGGCAGGACAGGGAGCUGAAGAGAUGACCUUGAGUCUCUUGCUUAUACUUUAAUAUUUCUUCUUAGAGGAAAACUUCCCUGGCAAGGUUACAUUAAAAGAAGAUGGGGUAGCUGCUGGAGUCUCGGAUCAUGGAGAAUGGGAGGAUCAGUGCUACCGAAAGCAUCGAUCCAUCACUCUUGGGUCAAUAAAGGAAUUCAAUUUUGACAGCACAAAGUCAGAAUUUUCAGAUAAGCCUACCAAUGGCUCAGAGUGGUGGGCUAAUGAAAAAGUAGCUGGAAAGGAAUCUAAGCCUGGCAACGGUUGGACUUUCUUUCCCAUUUUGCAGCCAGGAGUCAGCUAACAUAGAAAAUAUUUCAUCAUAGCUUCCCCUCUGUGAAAGGACUUUGAAAUCAAUUGGAUUUGCAACUGUAAAGCAACUAACCCAUCUGUUGUAAAUCUGGAGUUAUACAAUUUUGAAGAUACGGCUACAGCUUGGCAAAACUUGGGAUCAAAUUGUUGUUGGAUGAAUGGAUGGAUUGCAGAGAUGAAAGAACUGCUUAUGAAUGUGUUAGGAGCAGAAACAAGAUGCAGAGAGGAGAUAAUAUUCUAGGAAUUAGUGUGAGUACUGAUAGAGCAUUCUUUGUAAUAUUUCUUGAUGUUAUACAAAGGGAUAGCAUUCGCUUAUAGGGGGUUUUGUUGUGGACUACUUUUUCUUGUAAUGUGUAACAAUAAAAAAAUGAAGAAGCUCAUAUUUCCACAUUUUUUAAGAGACCUCUAAAUCAUUUGGUGAUC